UAAUGGUCAAGUGUAUCUCUGGUAACAAUGAAUAUCAUCAUCAGCGCGGUUCUCCUGUGUUUCGCAGUCGCGGCUCAAGCUGCUCCACGAAUCGUCGGAGGCCAGGAUGCUCCCAACGGCAAGUACCCAUACCAGGUAUCACUUCGAGCGCCGUUCCACUUCUGCGGUGGCUCAAUCCUGAACACCCGCUGGAUUUUGACAGCCGCUCACUGCGUCGUUGGACGGUCUGGAAAUGCGCUGACAGUAGUGGCUGGUACCCACUUGCUCUACGGUGGUUCAGAGCAGGCCUUCAAGUCCGAGUACAUCGUGUGGCACGAGAAAUACAACAGUGGUCUCUUCAUCAACGACGUCGGCCUGAUCCGCGUCGACAGGGACAUUGAAUUCAACGAGAAGGUUCAGCCGAUUCCUCUGCCCAACGAAGACUUCUCUAAGGUCGACUACCCUGUCGUUCUCACUGGCUGGGGCAGAACUUGGGCAGGUGGACCAAUUCCCAACAACCUCCAGGAGAUCUAUCUGAAGGUGAUCAGUCAAACCAAGUGCAGCGAUAAAAUGUCGGUAGCCAUCACGGAGUCCCACAUCUGCACCCUGACCAAGGCUGGAGAAGGCGCUUGCCACGGCGACUCUGGUGGUCCUCUUGUCGCUGACGGUAUCCAAGUUGGUAUCGUCUCCUUCGGAAUGCCGUGUGCUCGAGGAAUGCCCGACGUUUUUACCAGAGUUUACACAUUCAUUAACUGGAUCAACGAGAAAAUGGAGCAAUACUAAUGUUGUGUUACUCGCAAGCAUUUUUUUACAGUUUUGUAAAAAUUUUAUUUGAACGAAAUAAAAAAGUUUCAUAGUAUUUAUAAGCUUUAAUAUUUUUACCAGAACCCUUUUUAAUCUUAUUAUAAAAAUUCA
Molecule: messenger RNA, 894 nt
Organism: Nasonia vitripennis (jewel wasp)
Lineage: Eukaryota; Metazoa; Arthropoda; Insecta; Hymenoptera; Pteromalidae
Product: chymotrypsin-2
Exons: 5
Coding region: 28-762 (244 amino acids)
Biological process (GO): proteolysis
Molecular function (GO): serine-type endopeptidase activity
Source: RefSeq, a predicted model, not a curated record